This is a messenger RNA of Ooceraea biroi (clonal raider ant), 2697 nucleotides long. RefSeq names its product tubulin tyrosine ligase-like 15 (gene TTLL15). Gene Ontology annotation, biological process: protein modification process. NCBI's taxonomy places the organism in Eukaryota, Metazoa, Arthropoda, Insecta, Hymenoptera, Formicidae. The record is from RefSeq and is a predicted model, not a curated record.
CGGAGAUUGAUUGUGUAUCAUGAAAUGCAAUGAAAAUUAUAAAAGGUAAAUGUGCUAAUGCAUUUAUUUACUUUCGUAAUUUUCAGUAUGUUGUGAAAUGCAGUCCUCUGGAUAUCGUAAUAGGCACUAGAUUCUUCAGUUUCAGCACAAGUGCCGAAGCUUCAAAUGUUUUUGUCUGAUGUCAUAAUUUCAAAAUGAAAAUUAUUUCCCGUACACACUCGUUUUCCCGAGAAACAGUCUCAAAUGAAAAUAUAUACGUUUUAGCUUAACGUAAAUGCGAAAUUUCUAAGUUGAUAAGAUAACGAAAAACGACAAAAGAUGUUGAAGUAUAAAAAUGGAAAAAUUUUAUAUAUUUUAAUUAAAUGAAACAUGAUAGAAAGAAAUUGUUUUUUCUGUUUGUACAGUGCUAAAACGUUUCAAUUUUGGAAUCAGUCUAUUUGUCGUUUUUUUAAUGAGGAUAGAAACAAAUGUUAUAAAAUUUAUUUAUUAUCAAGAUAGUUAUUUAUGAAUCAGCAUUGUCAAAAGUUGAAUCGUUAAUUAUCACAAAUGUCAUAAUCCGUAAUGUAAUAGUAACGCAUGAAGCAAAACCGGUUCUCUCCAACGAUUGUCCAACGUGGAAGGUCUCACAUAGUGAAGCGGGGAUAAGUUACAACGGUACUUUCACACGAAAGUACGCGCAUCUCAUUGUCGAAAAGCGAACGUGAGUAACGUGACUCGAUGCUAGAAAACGGCCGAAUUAACUCUAGUCGAUUAAAUCAAACUUAUCAUGUCAAGCGAAGAAAGACGCGAGAAGGAACGGGCUACAAAGGAAACACAAUGCAUCAUAAGAAGCCAAAUAAUGAGUUUGAAGGUGAAGACAGCUUUGAAAAUUAUUCUGUCUUCUGUAAUAGGUCCAUUAAUUCUCUAUGGCAUAUUUUAUGUGUAUUUGCAUUAUCAAGCGCAUUUGGGCUCCAGUGAAUCGGUGACGAUAAUGAGAGAAAAUCGACCAAAGUUCUGGAUCUAUGCCAAGAUACGCAACGAUACCGGUUACCUGAAACACGUAUACGCGGUGCUGAAACGACUCGGCUUCCAGGAGAGCAGCAACGAGUCUAACUGGGACCUAUUGUGGGCCCACGAUUACCCAUUUCGCGCGUUGUCCACAAGCUUAAGUAGACUGCGGGAGCAUCAACGGAUCAACCAUUUUCCUGGUUGCGGCUACAUCACGAACAAGGUGGAUCUCUCGACGUCGCGAGGCGGUCAAUACAUACCGGCGGCUUUCAAAAUUCCCGAGGAUCGCGAAGCCUUUCUCGAGUAUGUCAGAGCAAACCCGGCCAAGCAGUUCGUGCAGAAGUCGAACGAUCACCGAGGCAUCCGUAUUAUUCGUGGCGGUAGCGACGCGAUGAACUUCACCAGCACCAGCGACACGUUCGUCCAGGAGUUCAUCGAGCGCCCGUUUCUCGUGGACGGCUACAAAUUUGACAUCGGCGUGUACACCGUCAUCACGUCCGUGGAUCCGUUGCGAGUGUACGUGUACACGGGCGACGUGCUGUUCCGCUUCUGCCCGAUCAAGUAUUAUCCGUUCGAUCCGGAAAUCCUGGACAAGUACGUAGUCGGCGAUGACUACCUGCCGAUUUGGAACGUGCCAUCUCUGAGAAAAUACUACACCGAGCUUGGGUACUCGAUGAAAGAUUCAUUCGACGCGUACGUCAGAGAGCAGAGGAAGAACCCGGCGGAGAUGUGGGAGCGAGUGUACGACGCUAUUCGGGAGGUUGCCUUGAUGAAGGAAACUCAGAUCAGAGAAAUCGCCAUGCGCUUCGGCAAUGGCAGGAAUUUCUUUGAGCUCGUGAGAUUUGACCUAGCUCUGGACGAGGAUUUGAACGUUUACAUGAUGGAAGCGAACAUGUCACCGAAUCUGUCUUCCGCGCAUUACCCGCCUAAUCAGUUACUUUACGAACAGGUCAUAUUCAAUACCUUCGCUUUAGUCGGUAUCGGCAAGAGGAUCAGAAAGGAAUCUUUGAGGACAAGAAGUAAGGCGGAGGAAGAAAUGGAAGUAGCAAGCAAAAAUAUUGUAGUGCUGCCGGAGCUUUGUAAGGAAUGCGACGACUGUUUCCGUGUAGAGUGUCAAUUGUGCAAGCCAUGCUUCACACCGGAAACAAAACUCAUUUUAUCACAGACCUAUCUCGAGCGUCAAAACCAAAUGGACUUUUAUAGGAUUUUUCCACCUCCGAUAACGAAAGAUAUGGUGCUAAAGGACUACACGCUAAGGAAUCAAUUACUUAUUAGAUGGUACCAAGGAAAGUGCGAAUUGGACAAGACUUGGUGCAAUUAAUGUCGUUAACAAUAUACAUUGUGAGUCCCUUAUAAUGUUGAAUAUUUGUUGUAGUUUUCUAUAAAAUUGUAUAUAUAUAAUGUGUAAAUAUUAGAAGUAUUAUAAAAUAAAAAGAAUUAUAAAAUAAAACAUUUAAUGACACAUAGAGGUAAUGAGGUACAUGUAACGUAUAGAAACAAAUCCUUGGACUUAUAUUAUUUUCUAGUAUUAUUGUAUUUGUAUAUGUUAUAUAUUUAAAGUACAAACAAUUAUAAAAGUACUCUAAUUUAGUAAAAAAAAAAACCAAAUCAUACGUCAGAGCAGCAUAUAAUUAUACGUAGUUGUUAAAAACAGAAAGGAACAUCUUAUGUUUGUGAUACACUAAAUCCUGCAUAAAGAAACGUAAUGUU